Molecule: messenger RNA, 4821 nt
Organism: Uranotaenia lowii
Lineage: Eukaryota; Metazoa; Arthropoda; Insecta; Diptera; Culicidae
Gene: dpp
Product: protein decapentaplegic
Exons: 3
Coding region: 2200-3789 (529 amino acids)
Biological process (GO): BMP signaling pathway; SMAD protein signal transduction
Cellular component (GO): extracellular region
Molecular function (GO): cytokine activity; growth factor activity
Source: RefSeq, a predicted model, not a curated record
UUGAAUUUCGAACACGGUACGGCGAUCUUUUCCUAGCUCUGGAAGACUCCUCCGAUUUGUGGGCCUCAGCGAUUUGAUCAGUGAUCAUCAGCGACAAGCAACCUACUAGUGGUAUUUCGGUUGGUUGGAAAGGUUAUGUUUUUUUUUCGGGGGUUUCGUGAAGACCUAACGAGAGUGGGUAGUUAGAGGCGAAUCUUCGCAAUUCCAACUUAAUCUGGGGAAGUCGGCGAAGGUUUUCUAGUGUGGUGAAUGGUUUGAGUUGUUUUAAAAGUGUGAAGUUUCAGGCUGGUAAUCGCAGGGUGCAAAGUUCAAGGAUCACCGCGCAGAUUGACCUGGGGUGCUGCGCAUGAUGCGGUGAGCUCGCGUAACUGGGGUACGAUAUCCGAGAACACAGGUUUCGACUCUCCGUUGAGUGGUUUUGUGGCUCAAGCGCAGAUUUCUGAGUGGAGUCUUUGGGUAAACGCGCGUCAUACGCAGAUCGAUCUAUGUAUACGGCCUGAUCGCAAGUGGUAUUGCGGUUUGCCCUGUGAAACGUCAAAUGACAACUCCGGAAGCGGUACAAGUUUUUUUCCCUCGCAGCUCUCUGUAAAAGCUUGGCACUUGUGUGACAACGUAUUUUUUUUCUGCCCCGUGUUGCUCUGCCAGAUUCCACCUGAACCAGAUCUGCUGCUGCUGCUGCUGCUCCGAGAAACUUCGGAAAAAGUGCACGCAAGCGCCCGAUGGCGCUGCCCUGUGGAGAAUGAAGGAAACAUCGAUCGCGAGAUAUCGUGGAGUUAUCAGAAAAAAGUCAAAUUGAAAUCGCGAUAACGUGCAACGUUUAAAAGAGUCCAACUACAGUGAUAGAUUUAAUCGAUACAAAAGUUAAACGUGGAGAGAAGAAGCCAAAAAGAGUGCAAAGGAUUGGAAAAAAGCCAACCGGAAAAGAAAAAGUUAUCAAUCGCGAAAGAGAAAGGAAAAUUGUUACAAAUUCAUGUCGCAUUUGGUCCCUAGAGUUUAUCACACAGGAGAAAGAGAGGCUCCUGAAGAAUCGAGAAGAGUGUUUAACUACGAUUGAUGUGUAGUGUUGGUCCCAAGAGGCCACAAAUUAUUCCUCGAAGUUCACGUUGAGCAAGAGGGAGAUCGCGGGGGUCCACGAUUUUUUUUUCCGUGAUCUGUAGCCGCCUGAUCGUCUUCCCAGCAGAAGAAGGGAAAACAGCAGCCCUUCGGCAGGCAAAAAUAAGAAGCAGUAACAAGUAACUGGCGCAGUGCGUUUCAAAAGCAUGUUUUCUACUGGAACAUAUCGCCAAGCUUUCUGCUACUACUUCUGAAACCAAACCGGGAGGAAUGCGAUGGAAUAAAUGUUAAUCAAAAGUCUGCAGCGCGAAGAAAACGAUUCGAAGAAGCAAUGACAACGGUACAAAGAGGAGAGAAAAAUGAAUGAAAACUAGCGAUAUCAGUGAGCGGGAGAAAAAGGAUGAAAUGUGUAUAAAGAAAAGUCCACUUACAAACUUAAAGAAAUACCUUCAUCAAAUCAGUGUAUGCAUCAAAUGUUAAUUGAAAAUGAUCAGUAAAAUUAUCAGUUCUUCUUAAAAUUGUAUAGUUUGAAAACAUACUCCUGAUUGCCUUGGCACAAGAUCGGAUGCAACUUAUUGCAUUUAAACAGUUAACAAAGUUGCAAUUCUUCAAUCCUUCAAACGUUACUUACCUGUGUCUACAAGCCAUUUAAACAAAUCGAAGAUCUGGUGUUACGAAACUUCCCCCAUCCACACAAGUGUGUCUUCUAGGAAGACAGCAAAUCUUUAUCGGUUUAAGUGCUAGUAUAUGUGUGUGUAAGUGUGUAUCCGGGCCAGUGCAUAAAAUUUCCAAUCCCGCAGUGUUAGUGGAAGUUCAUGUGGCAAAAAGCUGCACCUGGCAGCGCGUGGGUGGCUUGCAAGAUCACCUGUUCUCCUUGUUCGAAGCUGGAAACUGGGCUCUCUUUUUCUUUUCUGAAAUUCGCCUCUUGAGCUGCGAAAGCUGCGUUCCUAAAGUUUGUUCGAUAUUGGUGCCGGAGUAUUUCUAGUAAAGUGGAAGCAAGAAAUAUUUUCGGAGAACGCAGUCAGCAAACCUGUAAUACUACACCACACCGUUUCAAAGUUGGUCGGUCAUCGAGCAGCGCUAAUUGGCGAACGAUUUGGGUUUCUUUUUUCGGAGACAAAAAGUAGCUGCCGCACGAACGCGAUCAUGCACGCGUGGCUUUUUGUCCUCGCGGUGCUGGCGAUUCUACAGGGUGUAACGCAAGUCGCUAGCACCGACCGUCAAGCGUCUUUCUCGUACUCUUCUCCCUCUUCUUCGGUGGCAAAGUCCACGAUCAUCAGCAUCUUCAGCAGCAACAGCAGUAGUCGGAGUAAAAACAGCAGUAGUAGUGAAGUCGAAGACGAUGAUCACCAAAGUGCCGCAGCCACCUCGAACAGUGACCGUAGUGUGGCGCAAAGUGAGCCAAAGGUGGACGAAGAUAGUGUAGUGGAGCAAACGACCGGUGAACUGCUGCUGCAGGUGGAACACGUCGAAGAAGAGCAGCAAACCAUCAACAACAGUGAUAGCAACAGCCAUAGGAAUAGUGGUAGUAGUGACAGCAGCAGUAGUAGCCAUACUAGCAUUAGUAGCCAUAGUGAUAGCACCGUUAGCGUUAGUGAUAGUCAUAGCAGCAGCCAUAGCAGCAACAAGCCCGAUCCGGCAACGCUAGUCGAAAUCGAGAAGAAUCUCCUGAGUCUGUUCGGUUUUCCCAAACGACCAAAAAUUGAUAGAUCUAAGGUGGUGAUACCGGAGGCGAUGCGGCAGCUGUACGCGCAAAUCAUGGGCCACGAUCUGACCGAUUCGGUGAAUGUGCCGCGGGAGGGGUUGAACACCCGGAACGCCAACACGGUGCGGAGCUUCACUCAUGAAGAAAGUACCAUCGACGAUCGAUUCAAGCAUCACCAUCGGUUCCGGUUGAUGUUCAACCUAACGGCCAACAUCCCGCGGCACGAGAAGCUCCGAGCUGCGGAACUCAUCCUAAACCGGGACGCGAUCGAGGGUCAACGACCUGGCCUACGGCAUCAGGUUUUGGUGUACGACAUCGUCCGACCGGGCAUCAAGGGCAAGCGGGCACCGCGGUUCCUGCUGAUCGACUCCAAAACGGUCCGGAUCAACGAAACGGGCAGCAUAAGCCUGGAUGUUAUGCCGGCGGUCGAGCGCUGGAUCCGAUCUCCCAAGCAAAACCACGGCAUCUUCGUGCAGAUCACAAGCAAGGGAUCCAAACGGAAAUCGUUGGCACCCAGCGCAGUUCCCGAGCAUCAUCACGUGCGGUUACGAAGAAGUUUAGACGAAAGUCACGAUAAAUGGUCCCACAAACAGCCGCUUCUCUUCACAUACACCGACGAUGGCCGGCACAAGCAGCGGCCAAUUCGAGACGCGAUCAGCAACUCAAACCGGGCCCGGAGAGCUCCGAUGAAAAACCGUCGGAGAAAAAACGGCAACGAAGCUUGCCAGCGGCGACCUCUCUACGUCGACUUCAGCGACGUCGGCUGGAGUGACUGGAUUGUGGCGCCACCUGGCUAUGAAGCCUACUACUGUCAGGGUGACUGUCAGUUCCCGAUCGCAGAUCACCUCAACACCACAAACCAUGCGAUCGUACAAACGCUGGUCAACUCCAUCAGUCCCAGCUUAGCCCCCAAGGCCUGUUGUGUACCCACGCAGCUGUCCUCCAUCUCUAUGCUCUACCUGAACGAGCAGAACAAGGUCGUGCUAAAAAACUACCAGGACAUGACCGUAGUUGGUUGCGGAUGUCGCUAAACUCAAGCGGCGAUCUUACUUCGACAUUGUAAAUUGUAUCAUAGCACUGGGUAUCCUCUUAAAGAAGAUACAUUUCUAGAUAUGAAGUUAAUCCGGCCGGGCCGUAGCUUAAGCAACUUCCCCUCCCCUCAACCAAUCUCUUCCCCUACAUGUACAUUGUCCUUUCACCCCUCCUCCUAGCCACGUAAGAAGAUUUGAAUAGCAAGUCAAUAUCGAAAUCGAACGAUCGCGAAACCCAGAAUGAAUGCGAACUAGGCUGUUGUAUAGGAACUCAAUGUUAUUUUUAACGCUAACUACUAUUAGCAGAACCCACCCCAGUGUCGGUUGAAAUUGUACAAAAUUAUCUCUUAGCUUUAGGAAAAAAAAACAAGUGCAUGUCCUCAAGUGUGUAUGAAAGUUGUUAUUUUCGAGAGAGAAAAUUGACACAGAAACCUAAGAAAAAACUGCUACAUCAUAAAUACUUAACCAUACUUUGUAAAUAGUUUCCAUGUUAUCUGAGUAAAAAACAAAGUGGAAUUAACUACUAGCAAUAAAAAUUUCAACUAAACCAACUCUUCAACAACAAACAGAAAAUAAAUCUGCCUAUCAUCAAACUGUACCGCAACUUAACUCCUUAUUUAUUUCAAGAAUGUUUAGUUAGCCACAAACAGUUGGGGCAUACAAUUCCGAUUUCGUGAUAGGUUAAAUCAAUCCCACCUUUGGGAUUGAUUCUAGAUCUAGAUCAGACCAAGCAAAAACAAUAAGCAUCAAACCAUAGGAAAAACCCGAGCAAACUUUUUCAUUAUAAACAAUAGAAAGUAGAAGCAGUCGUUUUGUGUAAAUUUGUGUAUCAUAUAGUACCUGUAUUAUGUUUUUUUUAUUGCUUAGAAUAUUACGAUUAUUUUUAUUGACCGACGAAUGUGCCGUGUGCGCCGAAGCAGAAACACUUAUUUAUUUAUAAACGAAAAAAGUAACUGGACAAAGAAAAUACAAACUACUGUGGAGCGAAGUGAGAGGAGCGAGAAGAUAAUAAAACUGUGUAAAAUUUGCAAA